CUGGUGGGAUUGUCUGGCCUGAUGAUGACGAUGGUAAUAAUGAUGGUAAUGAUGGUACAACGUGUCUGUGGCACGUGGCAUUAAUGCGUCCUUGUGACAGAUGUUUGUGGUUGAUCGUGGAUUUCUUUGGCACUGCCGUUAAAACUCUGUGGACCUCCUCUCUCUCCUCCCUCUCUCCCUCUGUUCACUCCGCUGUAUUCCGCUCACUCCCUUCAGUCGCGGUUAACGGGCGUACAGUAGCCAGAGCAGCGUACGGCUUUGACGGCGGAGCGGCUCGGGAUCUCCCCGCCAUUUCCUCGUGUCGAGUCCUGGAAUGUCGAGUAGCGGCUCGGGCUCUUCCUCGCGGAAGGAGUUCGAUGUGAAGCAGAUCCUGAGGAUCCGAUGGAGGUGGUUCGGUCACCCCGCGGUGCCUCCGCCUCACUCCCCGCCGCUAGGAGACUACUUCGCCGGGAGGAGAACGGGCGGCAGCUCCGGAGACGGACCUUCAGUUAGCGGCUGUAGCAACUCGAAUUCAGCCGGUUUAAACCCCAGCGGAGGAGGUCAUAGUGGUCUGGUGGCCAGCGGCAGCGCCGGGUCUAACCUGUGUAACGGUAGCAGCAGAAAGUUUGCUGAUCCGGCGGGGAGUCGGGGCGGUCCGGGAGGAGCGGCAGCUGGAGCGACGGGGAGCUCCUGUCCCCGCUCCUUCAGCCAGCCGGAGUGUAGAAGUUCCUCCGCGGCGCUGUCGUGGGUCUCCCCGCCGCCUCACCGUCGCUCCCGCCCGUUGACGAGCAUGGACCCCACCGGGGAGGCCCCGGUGCCCCAACUGGCACCUGAGCCCUCCGCUCAUGCCGGGGCGGAGGAGGAGGAGGCGGCGGCGGCAGCGGCGGGCACCGAGGAGAACAACAACCAUCCGGAAACGGACUCCAGCUCAUGCAGGACGUCUAACAGCAGCGCCACGCUGUCGUCAUGCGUGUCGAUGGAGCCGUGUGCGUGUCCAGAGGAGUGUAUGUUCACAGCUCUGUCCCACGCUGAUGUCACCUUCCGCAAGAUGGAGGGUUACCUGAGGACCAGACAGCUGUGUGACGUCAUCCUGGUGGCUGGAGACAGACGGAUACCUGCACACAGACUGGUCCUUUCAUCAGUGUCGGAUUACUUUGCGGCCAUGUUCACCAGUGAUGUGCGGGAGGCCAAGCAGGACGAGGUGAAGAUGGAGGGAGUGGACCCUGAUUCGUUGUGGGUCCUGGUGCAAUAUGCAUACACAGGCCGCCUUGAGCUGAGGGAGGACACCAUUGAGUCUCUGCUGUCAGCCUCCUGCCUGCUGCAGUUGUCAUCCGUGGUCCAGGCCUGCUGUUCCUUCCUCAUGAAGCAGCUCCACCCCUCCAACUGUCUCGGCAUCCACUCCUAUGCCGACGCUCAGGGUUGCCACGACCUGCAGAGGGCCGCUCAUGCCUACACCAUGGAACACUUUCUGGAGGUAGUUGGAGGCCAGGAGUUCCUGUUACUCCCAGUGGAGGAGAUAGAAAGGCUGCUCACAUCGGAUGAUAUUAACGUGCCCGAUGAGGAAACCGUAGUAACCUCUUUGCUAACCUGGGUCAGCCAUGAUGCCCCAACUCGACAACGCCAUCUCCCCUUGCUGCUGGCUCAUAUCAGACUGCCGCUGCUGCAGCCACAGUUCCUGGCAGACUUAGAGACAAAUCCUCUCCUGCGGGACAGUGUCGAGUGUCAACGGCUCCUGAUGGAGGGGAUGAAGUAUCACCUUUUGCCCCAGCGCCGGCCCCUGCUUCAGAGCCCUCGCACCCGGCCCCGCAAAGCCACUGUGGGGGCCAUGUUCGCUGUGGGGGGAAUGGAUGCUACGAAAGGAGCCACGAGUAUCGAGCAGUACUGUCUGCGUCGGGACACAUGGCGGCAGGUUGCCACCAUGAGUGGGAGACUGCAGUUCGGUGUAGCUGUCCUCGACGGCCGUCUCUAUGUAGUCGGAGGCCGAGAUGGACUCAAGACCCUCAACACUGUGGAGUGUUACAACCCACACAGCAAAACCUGGAGCGUCAUGCCUCCAAUGUCCACACAUAGGCACGGCUUAGGUGUGGCCGUCCUAGAGGGGCCCAUGUAUGCAGUGGGAGGACAUGACGGCUGGAGCUACCUCAGUACAGUGGAAAGGUGGGACCCCCAAGCUCGCCAGUGGAGCUUUGUUGCUAGCAUGGCUACACCCCGAAGCAGUGGAGUCGCUGUUCUCAAUGGCAAACUGUAUGCAGUUGGAGGUCGUGACGGCUCGUCCUGCCUGCGCUCAGUGGAGUGUUGACCCCACACCAACAGGUGGAAUGGUUGUGCUCCGAUGGCUAAGAGGCGUGGAGGUGUGGGUGUGGCCACAUGGCACGGCUUCCUGUAUGCCAUCGGAGGUCAUGAUGCUCCGGCCUCGUCCCUGGCGUCUCGGUUAAGCGAUUGUGUGGAAAGGUAUGACCCUCAGACAGAUGUGUGGACAGCUGUGGCCAUGAGCAUCAGCAGAGAUGCUGUUGGUGUUUGUCUCCUUGGCGACCGACUGUACGCUGUGGGUGGAUACGACGGGCAGGUGUAUCUCAAUACUGUGGAAGCUUAUGAUCCUCAGACGAAUGAGUGGACACAGGUGGCACCUCUGUGUCUGGGCAGGGCAGGUGCAUGUGUGGUGGCCGUCAGACUGUGAAAACAAAAACAUUUAAUGGCAGACUGUGCUCGAUGUUGCUCAGAGAGCCUCCACUUUGUCACCACUGACACCGAAGGGACACCAACAGAUCCGUCUGCCUUCACCAGGAGAACCGUUUCCUGACCUCUUCAGGUUUUACUCUUCAGCCGUGUCACAUUUUUCUCCGUAAUCACUCAGAUUCUAGGCAGAGAUUGUUGUUAAGGUACAUGUCAGGUUGCUCUGAUUACUACUGCCACAGGAGCAAGCUGCCACCAAAACCCAAAGCCCAUGAUGAAGAGGAAUCUGCAGUGUUUAUCGGAGCACGACUUAACAGCUGUCUUUUUUUUCUUGCCUGUUAUUUUGUUCUUGUAGACAAGGUGGACGCACACACACACACACACACAUAUAUAGACCUACAUGGCUGCUUUCAGCUUCUAUUUCUGCUGACAUAAAGGUGAGAAAGACAGAUAGAGAUCGUCAAGGCAGCCUCAUCGUUUCAUGCUCUCGGUUUUCCUAACAAUAUUUGACGGCGUGUACUGAUGCUGUUUUAAUGUAUUCCUUAUUAUUUUUAUGCUGCAGUUGGCAAGUGCUCUUCUCCUCUGCUUUCCCACUGUUGCCCACUGACAGAUGAAAGGAAGACUUUGACAUAAUCAGCACAACCUCACGAGCAGCUAUUCUGUAAGGAACCAUGAGGCACUUUAUUAUUUUCAGUCAGAAACACAUCAAGCUCCAUCUAAUAUUUCAGCUGCGUGUGUCUUCCACGUUGCAUCAGCUCACAUCUGAGCCUUCUGUAUAUCAUGUUAUGCAAUUUAUUGCUUCUUUUCUUUACGCUGGAACGUUAUUCAGCUUCUUGCUCUUUUAUUUGUGUUUAGUUGUGUAGUUCAUCCUUUUUUCUUUUUAAAAAAACAUAACUGAGGUCCAUUAAGCAGUGUUAUUGGAUUUGCAGCAUGAGUAAUAAUGAUAAUAAUGAUUCUAAUAAUAAUCCUGAUUCCUGCAGGGGAAUUUUUCUCUCAAUUUCCUCCAGAGCACAAGGUCAGCUAUUUACAGGCUUAGUUGUGCACAGGGUCAGUCCAGCUUUUCUGUCUGCCAGAUAACUUAUUUUUCUUCUGUGUGCGUGUGUGUGCGUGCGUGUGUGUGUGUAUGUGUGUGUUCAGAGAUCGCGAGGAGUAUAUUUUUAUCUCAAAAGAGAAUCUCCCCUCCCUCCCCUUCCCCUCUCCACAUCUUCAAUUCCCUGCUGCUUUUUCUUCAUCCCCAUUUUCCCAUUUCAUCACUGCACAGGCAGAUGCACACACCACUUCAUUUCAGAUCAGCAUAGGAUACCUAGACAAAAAAAUGAACAACACAUCAUGUAAUGAGACCAUGAAUUUAAUAACGUUGAUGCAGCCGGUACCGCCGUUUUGUUUGAUGUGGAGUUCAAAGCAUUAUUAGAUUCGAUGCUGCUGUAGACAAAGCACCAGACAUGAGGGGAAGAUGAAAUCUGCGAGACUAACUCGUGUGUUCAUAUUUGUGGGCUUGUUUAAGUAAAUUUACAUGACAAGAAGCCUCAAGACGCACAUGUGCCGCAAUAACUUCAAGACGAACUCGUGCCACAGUAAUUUCAUGCUGCGUCCAUAAUUGUGUAUUUCCUGUCCGUUUGGAUCUGCUGCUCGUGUGCGUGCGUGCAUGUGUGUUUACUUCCAGCAUAAAGAAAGGAAACUCCUGACAGUAAGAAGCAAAGCAGGCGACCUGACAGAUCUAGAGCUAAUGUAGCCCCCAGGAUGCACUUUACAAAGUCACACGGAGACACACACACACAUAGAUUUGUACAAAGACACACUUAACCACACAGCUGAAAGCCAAGCGCCACAGGAGUCACUGAAGAUUGAAAAACCGCCGAAAAUUUUCCGGUAUGACAUCUAAGAAGCAAGCGAUGGGCAAGCUAUCAAUUCCCCACAGCUGAGCUGAUGUUUAUUCAAGCCUAAUGCACUGCUGCAUUAUUCUAUUUUCUUCUGCUUCAAACCUGCUGCUGUUUAUUUAGAGUAAUUCUCUUUAGAUUGCAGCAGAAGUGUCACCUCCACCUUGUAGAGUAGUUCCAUUUCAGUCAGAGGUUAAACAAAGACCGACAUUCCAAAUCAAACUAUAUAUUUAGUGUAUAUUAUGUACAUAAAUAAAUAUCAAAUCCAGUCUUAUUGCAGUAUGCUGUUUAUUCUAAUAUUCCAGCAAAGUAUACCAUGUGUUAUUGUGUGCUUCUUUUUGUAUCAUGAAUUCAGAAGAUGAAGGGGUGUAAUAAAGACGGUCGGAGAGAAAUGCCGCUGCUGCACAUCUCCCCUUUUUGUACCGAAUGUUACACCUCAUCUUUUACACAAUAAAUUAUGUAUGUACUGUAUACGCUGCUGUAAUAUGCCACCACUGGUCUUUUCUACAUUAAAGUCAACAUGUGAUUUAA
Acanthochromis polyacanthus (spiny chromis) is the source of this 5060-nucleotide messenger RNA. It is a transcript of the gene klhl5, whose product is annotated as kelch-like family member 5. NCBI's taxonomy places the organism in Eukaryota, Metazoa, Chordata, Actinopteri, Pomacentridae. Gene Ontology annotation, molecular function: protein binding. The record is from RefSeq and is a predicted model, not a curated record.